Messenger RNA from Dovyalis caffra, 210 nucleotides. Lineage: Eukaryota; Viridiplantae; Streptophyta; Magnoliopsida; Malpighiales; Salicaceae. The record is from the annotation of a GenBank genome assembly.
AUGCUACCAAACAAGGAGAAAACUGAGGUGCGUGAUGCGCUUAAGGUGUUUGGUUUGGGUUCCUUUCUGAUUCUAAUUGAAGAAAGAGAGCCAGAGGAAUGGGAUGAAAGUUAUAGAGACAGCAUAGUAUUAAGAGGAAAAGUGCCAUAUAAAACCGGAAUGGACGUGCAAAACGCGUAUUACAGGAGGAGGGGACUGAUGAAUGAAUGA